Messenger RNA from Cherax quadricarinatus, 2296 nucleotides. The record is from RefSeq and is a predicted model, not a curated record. NCBI's taxonomy places the organism in Eukaryota, Metazoa, Arthropoda, Malacostraca, Decapoda, Parastacidae.
AUGUACGCAGCAGCGACGAUGCACAGCAGCAACAGACAUGUUACAGCGCAGCAAAACGAUGCUACAGCAGCAGCAGCAGCUGAGGGUGGUACAGCAGAAACAAAUGCAAAACACAGCAGCAACGGCUCAGCGAAAGAUGAUUACAGCAGCAAGCAGACGAUGCAACGCAGCAGCAGCAACGGUGACAGCAGCAACAAUGAUGCACGCGCAACAGACGUGUUACACACGCCAGACGUUGCUACGCCCAGCAGCAGUGACGGUGGUACGCAGCAACAGACAUGCACAGCACACAGCAUGUCAUGUGAGUGGAACUGCAAGCAUCAGAAGUGUGAUAAACUUUGUGGUGACAAGUGUUCAAGAAAGCCAUGUGAUCAUCCUUGUCCUAAGAAGUUGAAGUGUGGUCAUCCAUGUGUUGGCUUCUGUGGUGAUCCUUGUCCUCCACUGUGUCGCAUCUGUAAUUUUGAUGAACUCACGGAGUUCAUGUUGUUGGGCUUUGAAGAUGAUGACGAUUCAAGGUUUGUGUUGUUGGAAGACUGUGGUCACAGUAUUGAGGUGCAGGGCCUGGAGGGCUGGCUCACUCAGGACAACAAUGAAAUUGGAAUGAAGACUUGUCCAAAAUGCAGGAAGCCCAUGUACAACAAUCGUCGCUAUCAGGACAUAAUACUUAAGACUUAUGAAACAGUGAAAGCUGUCAAGAACAAAUAUUAUCAAUCUCAGUCAAAAAUAAAAAGGAAGGAUAUUGAAUUGAUCUUGCAAGAUCCUGAAAUUGCUGUGCACUUCAUGUCUCGGGUGAAGCAGCUACAACAGAAGCUUGGUAUUGGUCGAGUAAUGAAGCGUCACAAGCAAGUCUUUGUCAGUGAAGGAGAGCUGAGACUUAUCCAGUUUCAAGCCCAAGUGCUUAAAAAGGCAACCAGCAUUCUGAUGUCUUUGGCUGAAAAAACAAAUACAUCUUCAGGAGUAGACUAUUUUCUUGGUAGAAUUCAUGGAGUGUGUAAGUUGUCUAAGAAUGAAACUCGUUUACGACCCAGAGUGGAAGCUAUUGUUGAACUUGUUAUGCAAAAAAAUACCAUCAUUGCCCCUCAAAUGGUUGAAGAAGUGAGCUGUGAACUGCAGCGUCUAAUGAUUCUUCCUGCUUACUGGAAUUUUCAAGAAAAAUUUCUGACCAGCAGCAAUGAAAGUGUCAGAGUAAUCAAGGCACAGUUGGAUAAAUUAAUGGAUCCUGCAGUAAAAUUUGAUUCAAUACUGGACACAAAAGUUUGUGCUCUUCUUAAAGAAAGUGAGAAGCACUAUGGUGGCUUAGGAAUCAGUCAAAGUGAGAAGAUUAUGAUUUUGACAACUAUGGGACUGAGACAAGGACACUGGUACAAGUGUCCUCAAGGACAUAUAUAUUGCAUCACUGAGUGUGGAGGAGCCAUGGAGGAAGGCACAUGUCCUGACUGUGGUUCAAAGAUUGGAGGUUCAUCCCACCGGUUAAGGAGUGAUAACACUGUGGCGGGAGAGAUGGAUGGUGCUAGACAUGCAGCCUGGUCUGAGGCUAACAACAUGGCUAACUUCAACCUCCUUGAUGAAAUUUGAUUAUGUUACAUUGGUACAAUGUUAAUGUGUGUUGACAUGUAUGGACCAGGAAAGUUAUAAUUGAAACUUAUUUUUGGUCAAAGAGCUAAAGCACAUAGAGUAUAGGUGUCUUAAAUAAUUAAAACAAGUGUGCUUACCAAUCUGCCAAAUGGUGAUUAACUACAGCAUAAACUAUAUUAAUAACUUCUGAUGAGAACAGUGAGUGACAGAAGCACUGCCAGUCUACACUGCUGUAGACACCACUUUCAUUUGAUUAAAAAUUCUAUUUUUCCUUUUCCAGUGGUUUGAUAGAGAUGUUGUAGAUUAUUUGAAUGUAAUCUGUGGCAGAGAAGAUAAUUGAAUUAUAUAUUCAAUAUAAAAUUUGUCAUUAAAGUAAGUAAUAUUGUUCUUUCAGUAAUUACAUAACGUUAUGGCAUCAGUCAUGCUGUCUUACCUACAGUGUUCAAUUUGUAAUUUCCUUCCCAAACUUUUUUUUUUUUUUCACUGGAUGCAGUAAAAAUUUUUUUUUUUUUUACAAUUUGUAUCAUCAGCAUUUUAUGAUGAGUUGUAGCUCCACAUAAAUUUUGGAUAAAAUAAUCCAGUAUUUACUAUCAACUAUUGUCUAUUUCUGUUAAUCACGCUCACACACUCACACACUAUCUCUUUUUCUUUCUUUCUUUUGCAUUUUAUCCUGCUCCUUGUCAGUACCCUGCAGCAGGAACAAGUUGAGAAUUUUGACUGA